Messenger RNA from Leptopilina boulardi, 6365 nucleotides. RefSeq names its product nuclear cap-binding protein subunit 3-like. The coding region runs from base 160 to 1932 and encodes 590 amino acids. Gene Ontology annotation, cellular component: nucleus; cytosol. The record is from RefSeq and is a predicted model, not a curated record. Lineage: Eukaryota; Metazoa; Arthropoda; Insecta; Hymenoptera; Figitidae. The transcript is spliced from 8 exons. Gene Ontology annotation, molecular function: mRNA binding; RNA 7-methylguanosine cap binding.
UACCCCAUGUCAUAACCACAACCAGCAGGUUAUUUACAUGAUUUGUUUCCAUAAAAUUUAUGGAUAAAUAAAUUUUUGUUUUGUUAUUUAAAUUAAAAUUUAUUUUAAAUUAGUGAAAGACUAAAAAUUUUUGCAACAUUAAUUGAGUUUUUUUUGAAAAUGAAUCAAGAAUUUGAACCAAUGGAGGUUGAAGAGGAUGCUUCCAAUUUUGAUGAAUUAAUUGAAUCUGAAUUAAAAAGUAAUUCAGAAUCACCUAUUUCUAGAGAAAUCCAGAGUCUACCAGAAGCAAGAUACGAAAAUAGAGGCGGUGCUUUUUUAACUGGAAUAGACAUUUUUAGUGAAGAGGGAAAGCAAAAAAUUGAGGAACGUGCUAAACGAUUUGGAUUAAAUGAUAAAGAAAUUUUUUCUCGUUUACAAGAAUAUCAAGAUUUGUACACUAGCAUGGGAAUAACGGAAGAAAAUGAAAAUACAAAAAAUUUUCGUCUCAAUGCUUUACAUAUAAGAGGAACUGAAGAAAUGAGUACAAAAGAUGUAUUUAAAUAUUUUGAAGAUUAUGCUCCAGCCUCUUUGGAAUGGAUCAAUGAUGUUUCGUGCAAUGUUGUAUGGUUAGAUUCUGCGUCGGCAGCAAGGGCUUUAGUUGGUUUAUCAAAAAAAAUAAUAGGACUAAAUAAUCGAAAUACAUCUGAAUCUAAUGAAAUUAAUUUCACUCAAAAAGAAAAUGAGGAAGAAAAUAUUGAUGACACUAACAAUGUAAAAAAUUCGAAUGAUAUUGAAAUUCAUGUAAAGGAUAUUGAAUAUCCUUUACCACCCGGAAUUUGGAGAAAAGGAAUUAAUUAUUCAAAAUCAAAAGGAAUUUUCAUGAGAUUCGCUACUAGAACUGAUAAGAAACAACCGCGUGCUGAAAAAAUGAGUGAAUAUUACAAAAAAUAUGGAAAUCCUAACUUUGGAGGUGUUAAAGGAAUUUUAACAGAAUCUAGAAAACGAACAUAUAGACAUACUACGCAAAAUAAAAAAAAAGGAAAAGGUCAUUCAUCUGACGAAGAGAUGAAUGUUAGUGUUAAAAAAAAUCCUUGGGGUGAUUUAUCACAAAAUUGGGGUGUCGGCGACACUGUUGAGGAGGAAUUUACACGUAAACAACCAUUCAUUGAUCAAUCGAGUCAUAUCAAAGAGAGAUUAGGUUUAAAAAAUCGAUUACAAGAAAAAUUACACGAAUCAGAAGAAUCUGAAAGUGAAUCAUGCAGUGAAAGUGAGGAUGAAUGGUUUAAAAAAAGUAAAAUACCAAGAAUGCGUAUGCGUGCCGAUGAUGAGGAAGCAAAAGUUAAAAAACGUCGAAGUCAACAACGUAAACAGGAGACUCUUAAUAUUCACAAAGAUUUGAGAUCGAGACUAGGUAAAGUAAAAAAAGAACCUGUCCGCGAUGCGAUUCAGAUUGUAAUCACGAAUUAUGAAAAUUCAAGAGCACAAAUAUCAGAGGAAGAGGAAGGUGAAAUUUUAGAAUCGGAAUGCGAUGAACAAGAGAUUGAAAAUGAAGAAGAGCAAGAGGAGGGCGAAAUUGAAGAUGUAGUUGAAGAGAAUGAAGAUGAUGAAGAAACUGAAAAAGAAGAAGGCGAAGAUAGUGAUAAUGGUGAUGAAGAAGAUGAAUUAUCAGAAAAAGAAGUGCGAGGACCAAAAGGAAGUGUUAUAAAGGUAGUGGCACGUAAACCACAAAUUGCUUCAACUGUUUGGACAAGAUUACAUCGUACAGCAGUGAAAAGUGAAGUAAAAGCUGUGAACAAUAGUUCAAAACGAACAUCGCGACGUGAUUUGAGAGAAACAUUAAGGGGCGAUUUACGAUCUCGCCUCGGCAGCCAUUCAAGAACAAAAGGUCGUUCUCCAUUGAGAAUAGAAGUAAAAAAUGAUAAAUGCGCCAAUGAAAACAGUGGUUCAGAAUAAGUUUAUUGAAUAGAAAUUUAAUAUAUCUAAAAUUAAUCUUUUUCUAUUAUUUUUUUUUUUUUUUGAGAUUAAUAUCGAUUUCUUAGUUUUUUGUAAACAUAUAUUUUUUUGAUCAUUUAGCUGAGUGAGAUAUAUGUUUUCUUUAUAAUUCUCAAUCAAUCUUUUAUUUUACCUGAUUGAUGAAAAUUUUCUCAUGUAAACAAUUUCUUACCAAUUCAUCUACAUAUAGGUAUAUGUAAUAAUAAUAAUAAUAAUGUAAAAAAUGCAAUUUCUAAAAAUAUAAUUAAAUAAUAUUAUAUUAAAAAUUUGUAUUAUUAUUUUUUCGCUUCAUUUUUUUCCUGAGGGGGGGUUCGGGUCUAUUUCAAAAAAAUUAAAAAAUAUUCAAAUUAAUUAUUCAAAUAAUUUUAAUUAUAUAUUUAUAUUGAAGCGUACAGUGAUACAUUUACAAUUUUCAUAAUUUUUAAUAUAUAUAUAUAUAUAAAUAAAUAAUUAAUAUAUUGUGCAUAUAAUUUCUGUCGCUGAAAUAAAGAAAACAAUAUAUCUUGAAGCACGCUCAACGUUGAUUUUCAUUUUACAUACAUCAUGACAUUAAAUAAUUAUUAUUAGUACCUGCAAUAAUAUACAAAAUCAUUUUUUUUACAUAAAUUUUUUAGGAAGAUUAUCAAAUUGAAUGAUUGCUUUAUUCUUUGUCACUUUAUUUUUUUUUAAUCUAAUUAAAUCAUGACAUGUAUUGUGAGAAAAAUGUGUUUUUAUAUCUAGAAGAGAAUGGUCUAAAUAAAAAAAAAUUAUUUUUAAGCUCAAAUGUGCAUCUAUAAAAAAUACAAUUUUUAUUUUUAUUUGAAUAAGUAAAUUAGAAAGUAAUGGAAAAUUACAAAUUUUAACAAAUAAAUCAACAAGGAUAUAUAUAUAAUUGUAAACUUUCAGACCAUUAUCUUCUUUUUAUAAAAUAUUUUUCAUUUGGCACGUUAUGAGAAAAAUUGCAAUAACUUUCUCAUUCAUAUGAAGAUGAAUUUAUAUUUUGUUGUUUUUAGUAAUACAGAAAAUAAUUUUAUCUCUGAUAAACACAUUUCGAAAAGAUUUUUUUUUUCAAAGUUUAAUAUAUGCACGACGAACGAAAAAUUUAAGGCUGUUAAAGUAAACUCAUUUGAAUUGAAAAGACUUGUUUUUUUUUGCAAGAAAAGAAAUUGGCGAAAUGUAACAUUGAAAUUUGAUUUUGUAACAGAAUAUUCUCAUUUUUCAAUUACAUUCUUCCAAUUUCAAGUUUCAAAGCUUUAAAAACAACUUUGCAUAAAAAAUCCUUUUUUUGCAAUUCUUUUCUCAUGAGCUUUUUUUUUAAUAUCUUUUCUGAAAUUUUUCUGUUUGAGAUCUUAAUUAUAUUUUUAAUUCAUUGACAAAAAUCAGAUUUCUAUUUUUGUCUUUUGUCCCAACAGCCUUAAUGUAAUUAAGAUAAUUUUUUUUAAUUUCACACUAUAAAUAUCAACAUUCAUUAUUUAAGACGUUUGACAGUGAUAGGGAUCUAAUUUUCGUUUUUUUUAAAUCCUUUUCACUGCGUAUAACGUCACAUUUAUUUAGCAAGUAAUAUUAAGUAAUAACAAGACAAAUUAUUAGGACUGCCCGCACGAGAUUUUUAAAUCUUACCUCAUUUCGCCAUUUAAGCAGCCCUAUAUAUGAUUAAUAUUAUUAAGUAAACAGCCGAUAUUUUCAUUAUAGCCAAAUUCAAAUGUACAUUAUUGCAUAUUUGUUAAAAUUAUUCAUAUAGAUUAUUUUUUUUUAUUUUUGAAUUCAAGAAAUAGUUUAUAAUUAAGAAUUCUAUAUAUAUAUAUAUUUAUAUCAUAAAAACUUGAACUUUUUUUUUGACUGACUUUGACUGACACACAAAGUGGUAAUUAUAAUUUUUGUCAAAGAUUUAUCAGUCUUGUCUUCACAAAAAACCGUCUUAAACAGUUUACAUCCGGCUACAUUAAUAAUCAAUAAUUUAACACGGAUAUUUUUUUUUUUUUUUUUUGUUUUUUUUUAAUUAGGUAUGUAACAUGGAAAAUUUAUGUAGACGAAGUAUUUUUUUAAUAUUUGAUGUAAGAUAUGAAUUAUUAACAAGUAUAUUAGGCCUGAUUAUAUUGAUAAUAUAAAUACAGUACAUAUAGUACAUAUGUAUAUAUAAAGAUAGUCUAUCAUCAUUGUUUAUUGCCCACAAAAUAAGUGUGGCAUUUGAGAACAUUUUUUAUUUUUUCAAUACAACUUUUUAGUUUUCAUUAAAAUUAUUUAACACAUUUUUUUUUAAAUACAAACAACAACAACAACCAUACAAUAAGGAAUUGAAAAUGUUUACUAGCUUAAAGAUCAUCCAAUGAAAAGUAAAAAUCUCCAAACAAUAUAAAAUUAUUGAUUUAUUAAAAGCUUGUUUUAUUUUUUGAAAAAAUGAAUUAUCAACAUACAUGGAAAAUAUUAACUCAUGGAUUGUAAUUUAUAAAACUCUUCUGAAAUUCUUUUCGGUUAAAUAUAUUUUUUUUUUAUAUAAAACGUUUUUUUUAAUAUUUAUAAAUUGUUAACGAUUAUUGAAAAAAAAAAAAUUAUGUAAGCAGUAAAUAAAAAAGAAUUUUCUGUUAUAAACUGAAAAAAAUUAAUCUGAUGAAUUAUAAGACUACUAUGCGAUUUUAGAAAAAAAAAAAAAACCUAUUAAAAUUCAGGAAAUUGAUAAAUUAGACAAAAAAAUAAUUCUUUUAGAAAUUUGAAUAGUUGACCGGUAUAGUGUAUUACUUUUAAAUAAUAUUAAUAAAUAAAAAUCUAUUAACUUUGGUUUUCCAUAAGCACAUGCUUUUUAUCUUAGCAUACCUAAACAUUUAUUCGAAAAGCACAAUUUAAAAAUGAAUACAUUUUUGUAUUUUAUGAUUGACAGAAACACACUUUUUUGAAAAAAAAAUGCAGCAAACACAUUGAAUUGUUAAAAAAAAAAUUAUUUUUUACUAUAUUUAAAAUGAAACAUGCCAAUCAAUUCUAGAAAAAAAAUAAAUAACAUAAAAUUUUCUUCUUAUUAUUUAACUAUUCUUUCUAACUUUUUUUGAAAUCAUUGUCUUUUAUUCACGUAAGGCGCUUUACCAAAAAUUUAAUUUAAUUUGCAUCUUAUAUAUUUAUUCACAUAUUAAUUUAUAUGCAUUUUGUAAAAAGGAAUCUCUUAUAAUUUUUUUUGUUUUUUUUGUUUAACAAACAAAAGAUAGCAUAAUUCUUUAGCAAUUUCUUUUUAUUUUACAAUUUAAAACAAUUUAAUUUUCAUGGGCCAAGAGCCUUUUGUUUAAACAAAUAAAUCGUACAAUAUUUACAUAACGCUUUCAUUAUUUUCCGUAAUCAAUAGAUAUUUCUUAAGUAACAUCGUAUCGUUGAAAAGGCAUAUUUGUACCAUUUAUUGCUAUUAAAUACUUGAGAGUAAAAUAUUUAAUGACAAAAAUUAUUCCACUUUUCUAGCCAAGUUUGUUUUUCACUUUUUAUUUGUUUGUUAUACAGUUUUUUUUUCUCUUAUUAUUACAAUUAAAAGCACAAUCCGUAAGAGCUUUCGAAAAACAUGGAUUUUUUUUUUUUUUUUUUUUCAAAGAAAUAUCAAACAUUUAAAAGACGAACUACAUUUACAUAAUAUCAUAAACAACGUGCACAGUUAAUACAACCACAGCUCUUACGGUUUUUUUUUUUUUUAUAUUAUUUCAAAAAUUCUUUGGUUGCAGUUAUUGUUUAUAAUUUAUCGAAAAAUUGAAUUUUAUACACUUAAAAUGAAAAUAUUUUUAAUUUAAAUAAUAAUGGGAAAGAAGAUCGAAUGAUUAAAUAUUAUUAGUGUUCCAAGUGUAUUUAAAAUAUUUUUUUUUUAAUAAAUAUUAUUUUUUUAAUGCAGAACACUAUUCAAUAAAAAAAAAUUUCAUAUUGUUAAAGGACUAGUAAAUAAAGUCCACCGUGCACGCUGCAUGCUUAUUAACUUCAUUAAUCAAAUAUGGCAGUAUCAAAUGAAUUAUUUACAUAGAUUCAACCAUUAUUAUUAUUAUUAUUAUUAUUAUUUAUUAUUAUUUAUUAUUAUUAUGAUACCAAAACAUUUAUGAAGAAAUCACAUUUUAAAUAUAAAUGCUUGGGUAGACGAUAAUAUCACUUUAAGUGUAUCAAUUUUGACAAUGUUUUUUUUUUUUUUUUUUUUUUUUUUAAUCAUUUGUACACUUUGAAAAUCAUGCAAUUAUUACAUUCCAUUAAAGACAAAGCUGAAAUGUACAAUAAUAAAUUUGUCACUGAAUAUAUACUUUUUUUUCGUAAACGAAUUAUUUUCUAAUUCUUUCACUAUUGUGCUCACAGUAUUUGAGAUCUUGUGAUAAAUAUAACAAAAAUAAUAAUUUAUCAAUUAUUUUUGAGAAAAAAAAAAAACAUUUCCCUUUCUUUAAAUCAAUUUAACAUAAUUUCUUUAAGUC